AUGUCUGAUGACUCUUUCUGUUUCCAAGUUACAGGUGAUGUGAUGAGAACAAAUUUCAUUUUAAGAUUCAAGAAAUUUCUCUUUUUGGCAGUUCUAAAAAUCUGUAGCAUAGAAAUUACUUUUGAAGAUCAUAAGCCAGAUUUUAAGACAUUCAAAUUGAAACGUGGAAGCGAAGACAAGCUAACAAGAGAAAGUCAACUUGUUCAUCGUGGCGAUGAAAGAUGCACUGUUGAGCUGAAUCGUUUAAGUAAAAGCUGUGAUGAACUCAUAAUUGGUCAUCAAAUGUCUUCAAGUUUCUCGAAUGAUGCUCAAUUAUUCAAAAGAUAUGAUCAGCAGACAACUCGAAGCACAUUAAUCCCGCAUAAUCUUACAAGUGCUGUUCUUGUAAUUACAUUUUGUGGUAUUCUUACAAUUCAUUCAGAACAACAGUCAAUAAUUUUACGAUUCAGCCCGCAUACUUGUCAACUUCCACGACAGCACUCAGCAAAUAUUGAGUUUAAAUACAUUCAGCAUGUGGCACACACAUCAGACAUCCUCUGGUUGGAACCACUUGUUGUCUCCAACAUGGGUGUCGUAAUAUCAGGAAUGGUUUUUGUUUACGAUUUCAACGAACUGAGAUAA
Molecule: messenger RNA, 621 nt
Organism: Clunio marinus
Lineage: Eukaryota; Metazoa; Arthropoda; Insecta; Diptera; Chironomidae
Source: the annotation of a GenBank genome assembly